Messenger RNA from Aspergillus alliaceus, 612 nucleotides. Its product is annotated as 60S ribosomal protein eL15. Lineage: Eukaryota; Fungi; Ascomycota; Eurotiomycetes; Eurotiales; Aspergillaceae. The transcript has 4 exons. Bases 1 to 612 code for a protein of 203 amino acids. Gene Ontology annotation, molecular function: RNA binding; structural constituent of ribosome. The record is from RefSeq and is a predicted model, not a curated record. Gene Ontology annotation, biological process: cytoplasmic translation. Gene Ontology annotation, cellular component: cytosolic large ribosomal subunit; ribosome.
AUGGGUGCCCUCAAGUACGUGGAAGAAAUCCAGAAGAAGAAGCAGUCCGACGUGAUUCGCUUCCUUCUCCGUGUCCGUUGCUGGGAGCUCCGUCAACUGAACGCUAUCCACCGUGCUUCCCGUCCUUCUCGCCCCGACAAGGCUCGUCGUCUCGGAUACAAGGCCAAGCAGGGCUAUGUUGUCUAUCGUAUCCGUGUGAGACGCGGUGGCCGCAAGAGGCCCGCUCCUAAGGGUGCCACCUACGGCAAGCCCACCAACCAGGGUAUCAACCAGCUCAAGUACCAGCGUGCUCUCCGUGCUACCGCUGAGGAGCGUGUUGGCCGCCGUUGCGCCAACUUGCGUGUCCUGAACUCCUACUGGAUCAACCAGGAUUCCACCUACAAGUACUUUGAGGUCAUCCUUGUUGACCCCCAGCACAAGGCCAUCCGUCGCGAUGCCCGCAUCAACUGGAUCUGCAACGCUGUCCACAAGCACCGCGAGGCUCGUGGUCUCACCGCCACUGGCAAGAAGUCCCGUGGUAUCAACAAGGGUCACCGUUACAACAACACCAAGGCUGGCCGUCGCCACACCUGGAAGCUCCAGAACACCCAGAGCUACUGGAGAUACCGUUAA